GUGUGAAAGAGAGUGGGCGCGUGGCUCAGGGUUCAGAGCUGUCGGCCCUCCUCCUCCUCUCUCUCUCGCUCUCCCUCCCUUCCUCCCUGCUCCUCCUGCUCCGACAGAGACGGGCAAAAGGCGGAGGAGGAGCAACGGAGCUCACAAUCAACAGACGCAGGGCGUACGGCGAUCCGUCGGUCUGUAGGCUGCUCCGGCAGAAGAAGAAGAAGCCCCGUGGAGGGAGCGAAGACAUCACCCCACCUCACGGCUAUUUUCCACUGACCAGUAAAGGGCCGGCAGAGAGACAAGGAAAGUAGAGGAGGCAAGCAGAGGCGGAGACGAUAAUUGUGUUUCUGGCUGCCCUGUGGGAACAUGGGAUAUAUGACCUCAUCAUUCACCUGUGAGGCUCUCCAGUAAACAAUUCCAUAUAGAAGGAUGACUGAAACAGUUGUAGCAAGCACAGAUGUCCUCCAAAAAGCCUGCGUUGUGACGCCAUGUGACGCCGUCAGCUGCCCCUCCUCCUCGCCAUGCCUACCCCUGUGCAAUCAGAAGGAGGAUGAGGAGUGUAACAGUGACAUUAAGAAGCUUGAGCAGCAGAAACACUGCAACCAGGUGCAACCAAAGAAAAAAAUCAAGGCCAAACCAAAGUUAGUGCGCUCUGCAGCUGUCUGUGAGGACUCCCCCCCAUUUGAAGAAACCCAGGCAUCUCCAGAUGCAAACAUCUCAUUGAGCUGCCAUGACAACGAGAGAACUUCCUGUAAGGAGGAAGAGCAGGAGAAGAGCACAGAUCCAAAGAAACCUUCACUGUCCAAAGAGUCCAGCGUGGAGUACACCGACUCCACUGGCAUAGAUCUGCACCAGUUUAUCAUCGACACCCUCAACAGCAACCCCAGGGACCGCAUGAUGCUGCUUAAACUGGAGCAGGACAUGAUUGACUUCAUCACUAGCAAUAGUCCCUUUAAAAAGUUCCCUCACAUGUCAUCCUACCACCGCAUGCUGGUCCAUCGGGUGGCGGCCUACUUUGGCAUGGAGCACAAUGUAGACCAGACAGGCAAGUCUGUCAUCAUCAACCAGACCAGCAGCACGCGCAUACCUGAGCAGCGUUUUGUGGACAAGGUGCAUAAAGACAAGACAGAAGAGAUCCAGCAAUGGAAAAUAAUUCUUAAGAGAGACAACAGCUCAGAUGACCAGAAACGUCUCCACCCUUUGCGGGAGAAGCAAAGCAAGUCAGUGGAGGAGAGAGCGGAGGAGUACCAAAGAGCACGAGAACGCAUUUUCAACAAAGAGCCGUUCUGCACCCAGGAGAGCGCCCAUGCAGAAACCAGGGAUAUGGAGGAGUACAACACAGAUGCUGAGGCCCGGAGGAAAAGGCAGCUUUUCAGGGGGAGCCGUGACAGCUCAGGCUCCAGCUGGACAGGCAGCAGCAGGCAGAGCAGCACUGAGACGGACUGUCGCUAUAGCAACGACCCUCGACCUUGGAGCAGUACCGACUCUGAUUCCUCCUACCAAUGGACGAGUCCCGCCCUGAAACAUCGCCAACCUGCCAACAGUGGCUGGGACGCACAAGGUGCGGGCUCCAUCUCUGUGUACAGACUGCCACCCACUUGUCCUCACUCUUCUCCUCCUCCCAUCAUAGAGGAGCCGGCUCCCAACUACAUCAUUGAGAACGGGAUUCCUCCGGGAAGCGUUUUAGUGAACCCGCUUACUGGGCAGCCUUUCAUCAACCCUGAUGGAACCCCUGCUGUGUACAACCCGCCAGACAAUCAACAGCCAAUCAGGAGCCAGAUUCAGCUGCAGGGCCCCCCCCCUCAGCAGCCGCAGCAGCAGCAGGUGCUUCAGUACUCGUCUGUCUCUUACACAGCUCCACAGAUGUUACCUGUCACCCCCCCACAGCCAUACUGUACAAUGGAGGAGCUCUCCCCUCAGUUUGCUCAUCUGAGUUGUCAGUCAGCAGGUGAAGCCCCACCCCUCUACCCUUCCAGUCAGGGUUACAUCUAUGCAGCUCCUCCCCUUCAUCCUCCUCCCAACCCUUCCAACUACUGCCAACCCUUACCUCAGGUGCCUGUGUAUUAUUACAGUCAGUACCCUACCUCAGCUCAGCAUGGAUGCAGGCCUGUCUCACCCACUCAGCAAGUCCACAGCCAAGCGGUACAACCAACAGGAGGUUAUGCCCCUGUGAGGGUGCAGCAGUCUUCCCACACCCAGCCCCAGGCUGUCGUGGGCACCUACUCACCAGUUGCCUCCCAUCAGUGUAGCAUGGUUCAGGGUCCCGUUUCCGUGUCCUUUCCCCAAAGUAAAGUUGUGACCGGGGUAGGUGGGGAGGCCAGUUACUGCUGCGUGGUGCCCCAACCGUCCCACCUCAGCAGCUGCCACCCUCCCAGCUGCGCCAACCUCAGCACGCCGGCCUGGAGCGCACAGUACUGAUGGAGUGAUGAUACUUUAGUUCCUGUGUGAACUCACAAUGCACACACACACACACACACACACACACAUAGUUAACACACAAACGCCUUUUUUCACACUCCCCCUACCUCCCCUUUCCUCCUGA
Archocentrus centrarchus (flier cichlid) is the source of this 2530-nucleotide messenger RNA. It is a transcript of the gene arpp21, whose product is annotated as cAMP-regulated phosphoprotein, 21. Gene Ontology annotation, molecular function: nucleic acid binding. The record is from RefSeq and is a predicted model, not a curated record. Bases 418 to 2406 code for a protein of 662 amino acids. Lineage: Eukaryota; Metazoa; Chordata; Actinopteri; Cichliformes; Cichlidae. The transcript is spliced from 20 exons.